AUGGCUAUCAGAGGGCCCGUUCAACAGAUUCGCUCGGACUGCGGAACGAACUUCAAAGGAGCUCAGAACGAACUAGAAUCGGCUCUAAAGGAAACGGAUCAAAAGAUGGUGGAGACGUACUUGAAUUCUCAAGAAUGCGAAUGGAUUUUCAACUCUCCUCACGCUUCGCAUACAGGAGGCGUGUGGGAACGUAUGAUCGGUAUUUCUAGACGAAUCCUGGACUUGAUGAUGGCCGAGCUAAGACCAACACGACUGACUCACGAAGUCCUAUCAAUACUGAUGACUGAGGUGACAGCUAUCGUGAACAACAGACCGCUAGUAGCCAUCUCAAGCGACCCCUCUGCACCCGAAAUCCUCACACCAUCUACUCUCCUGACGCAAAAAACGGCAACACUCAAGUCAACCCCAGGAAAUUUUGUCCCCCAAGACCUCUAUACCAAACAGUGGCGGCAAGUACAACUAUUAGCCAACCGUUUCUGGUCAAGAAUUCUUGCCGACAUUACAAUACAGGCGAAAGUGGACAACAGACGUUCCAAAUCUCCAAGUGGGAGAUCCGGUCCUCCUCCGAUGCAAAGAAUCGCCGAGAAACGAUUGGCCGCUAGCUCGCGUCUCGAAGACCCUAAGCAGCGCGGAUGA
Paramuricea clavata is the source of this 636-nucleotide messenger RNA. The record is from the annotation of a GenBank genome assembly. NCBI's taxonomy places the organism in Eukaryota, Metazoa, Cnidaria, Anthozoa, Malacalcyonacea, Plexauridae.